AUGAGGAAAGGGGUGGCAGAGGUGCUGGUGGUAGAGGAGAAGCCCAAGCUCAAGGCCAACCCCGUGACUCAGCCAUGGCGCCCGUGCAACCAAGUAAUAGAGAACAUAUUUGACCACUAUGACCUGCUGGAGGUGAUGGAAGGAACGGAGAAGCGUCCCGAGAACGACCCGGAGAAGAGCCCGUGGGUGCGGAAGAGCGCACAAGGCUACCUCCUACUUGGGCAAGCGUUGGGGAGCAGCCAAAUCCGUCACAUCAAGCCUUUCCAGCGUGAACCAGAGAAGGGACCAAAAGCAUGGGCUGCUCUCAAGGGUGUACACGCUCCUGCAACAGCGGCGGUAGCUGUGGUGUUGGAACGGCAAAUGGCGACGUUACGAAUUGAAGAGGAUGAAGCGGUAGAAGAAGGGGUGCAGAAAUUCUUCGACUUGUUGACGCGGCUUGAGGGAGCUGAUUUGAACUAUAGUGAGCUCCAAAAGAAGACCAAGUUGCUGGCCCUACUCCCCGAAUCAUGGUCCUCGCUCAUCAUCAACCUCAAUCGCGACUUGCCCCGCCUCUCGCUCGAAGACGUGAAGCGGGCUAUCCUUCAAGAGGAUUUCCGCCGUCGUGAGUUGGCGAGUGCGGAUGGCGCUGGGGCAGCGAGCAUCGGCCGUGGAUAUGGUCGAGGAAGAGGCAGAGGAAAAGGGGGAGGAAGGUUUGGUGGCAGCAACUUUGGCGGAGGCCGCGGGAGUGGCGGUUACGGCAGCAAUGACAAGAGCUACGGACGCGGUCGCGGCCGAUUCGACGGCGAGUGUCACAAUUGCCACAAGAGCGGACACAUGUGGUGCGACUGCUACAAACUCCCUGAUGGUUGGACCCCUGCUCAAGGCCAAGAGGGUAGAGGAGCAGGAGGAGGGAGAGGACGAGGCCGUGGAGGCCGUGGCGGUCGCGGUGGCGGAGUUGCAAACAUGAAGAGCGGAGACAACGACAAGGACCUGAGCGACGAUCGAUACCCGGGUCUAUUCUACUUCGUGUCGACGCAAGCACCGGCUGGUCCAGAGAAGGAUGAAGACUUUGAGGAGCCAGCAGCUGUGGGGAAGGUGACCCUACACCCCCUGGACUACUGGGUGAUUGAUAGUGGCGCUACCUAUAGCAUGACACCUCGCCCGGACUUGCUCACCGAACUCGAGCCGUCACCGGUGAAGCAUGUCACAUCGGCUUUGGGGCAGCGAGCAGAGGUGAAAGGCAUGGGGAAGGCCAUGUUCAAGGGUGCUGAUGGGAAGAUGGUGGGCCUCAAGAACGUGCUUUGGGUGCCCAGCCUUGCUGCAAACCUGAUUUCCGUGCGGCGGUUGGCAAAGGCCGGCAUGGACACUAACUCGAAGGGAGCCAAGACCUACACCGCAAGGCUUGGCGAUCGAAUUCUCUGGGACCUUCAUGAGGACAGGGAUGUCUACAACGAGAUGUGGCAGAUUCCAGUGGUCCCUAUGCCUAAGGAGAGGCAAGUGGCAGCAAGCAUCAGCACCAAGGAUGGAGCGGUCGGUAGCGACGAUGGCGCGAACGGUCGCGCUAAGGAGAAUGAGCUCAAGAAGAGCAAACCUGGAGGGACCAGCAAGUUCAGUGAACCUAAGGAGAGUGGUACAGCAGCCAAAGAGCAGCAAAAGGGUGAGGAGAACCCCGAGGCAGCAGCGGAGGAGGACUACGGAGAGAGUAUGUGGGGCGCUAUUGCGAGCGCGGCAUUCUCCAAUCCAACUUCGGCUACGGGGGAGUGUGAUUGGCUCACCUUGCAUCGGCGCAUGGGGCAUGUGGCCCUGCCUAUCUUGCAGCAGCUAGUGAAGAAUGAGAUGGUUGCUGGCAUACGUGUGAAGGGGGAGCCCGAUGAGGUGCUUGGCUGCCCGACGUGCAUUCAAGCCAAGUUCACCCGGUUUCCGUUCUCUAUUUCGGAGGCAACGGCAAAGGCACCGCUUGAUGAGGUGGUGAUGGACGUGGUGGGCCCCCUGAAGCUUGGAGCUGCUGGAGCUGAGUAUUUUCUCACCAUUGUUGACGUCUACACCCGCAUGACUUGGGUGUACGUGCUGGCCAAGAAGAGUGACGUGGCUGAAACGUUGAAGGCGGAUUGGUUCCCGAUGGUGGAGCGGCAACAAGACCGUCUAGUCAAGUCAAUCCGCACCGAUCGAGGGGGAGAGUUCCUGAGCAAGGAGUUUGGGUUGUGGCUGAAGAAGAAUGGUAUUCGGCACUCCCUCACCAUGCCAUACUCCCCUGCAAUGAACGGCAUCGCCGAGCGAGCGAACCGCACAAUCACGGAGGCGGCGCGCGGGUUGCUCAUUGAAGCCGGGCUACCCGACUAUUUCUGGCCUGAUGCGGUGCGGAGCGCGUGUGUGGCCAAGAACAGAGCCUUGACUCAUGUGGGAGCAGACAAAUGGGUGCCCUAUGUGGAGUGGCUAGGAAGGAAGCCAAAGGUGGAUAUGCUUCGGGUGUUCGGGUGCAUGUGCAUGGCGCUUGUGCCUAAGCAUCUUCGGCACAACAAGCUUGGUGCCAAGGCGGUGUGGGCCGUGCACUUGGGCAUGGCUCAAAACAGCAAGGGAUGGCUUCUUUGGGACCCAUUCACCAAGAAGUUCUUGGUGAGCAGGGACUGCAAGUUCAUGGAGAACUUCAUGUACAAGGAUUGGAAGGCGGAGAAUGAGGCGAAGAUAGGCGUGCGGUUUGGGGAGGUGAAGAGUUCCGGUUUGGAGCAUGUGGAGCUGCCUUUGGAGCUGAGCAGCGGCAGCACAACCACGAGGCAAUCCUCCCUUGUGAAUGGGGGAGAGGAGGCCAAUGAUGCAGAGGAAGAAGAGGAGGAGGUGCAGCAAGUGAGCGAGCGUGCACCGUCACUCCCUUCCCGUACCACGAGUGCUCCACAGAUUCGAGCCACACCGCAGCAACGCCAAGGCCUUCAAGUCCCUGCAGCUGAGGAGGAAGGAAGGGGGAAGAGGAGAGUUCAACCCCCUAAUAGGCUGACCUAUGAUGCACUUGGAAAGCAAGGCAAGACAGCCCUGGCCGGAGCGGCAAUGAUGGUCGGAGACGACGAGGAGAGUGACUACGAGGAGUGUGCCUUCGCGUUCUUCUUGCGGAGAUUCACUCUACAACGGCAGUGA
Closterium sp. NIES-65 is the source of this 3105-nucleotide messenger RNA. Lineage: Eukaryota; Viridiplantae; Streptophyta; Zygnematophyceae; Desmidiales; Closteriaceae. The record is from the annotation of a GenBank genome assembly.